UUGCUCACUCGUGAGAUCAGCUAGCUAGAAUGUUCUCGUGCAUUCAGGUGUGUUUAUAAAGGCAGGGACUGAGAACCGAGAGGAAUAUUGUGUCUUUCAUUUCAAAUUGCAUCGGGGGAUUUCUUACAGCUCAUUGGCAUGUGUGUGCGCAGCUCUGAAAACAUGUCAGAAAACAACCAGGACAGGAGGUUCCCCAGGAACCUGCAGGGAGUCCUGCAGCUGGCAGUCCAAGCUGGCUCAGCCGCCGAGGGCCCGGCUCCUCUGGAGCCCAUGUCUGAGGAGAGGAAAACGUGGCUAACAGAAGCUCUCUCAGAGGUGUGCAAAGGCCAGAUGGAUGAAGUGGAAGAGAUUAAGCAGUGUUUGGCUGUUCUGCGCAAAGGUGAAAUAUGUGAAAACGAUAGAGAUGGAGAGGAAGCGAGGAAAGAAGAAGAAGAAGAAGAUGAUGACCAUGAGCGGGAAUCAGCCUUUGAGAUAUUGUCAGAGUUAUGUGAAAACCUGGACAAUGCUAGAGAUUUUAUGACCCUUGGUGGACUGGAGUUGUGCGUCUCCCGGUACCUGUGUCACGUCAAGAGUGGGCUGAGGUGGCGUGCUGCAGACCUUAUUGCUUCUUGUGCUCAGAACAUGCCACAGGUGCAGGAGCACUUGCUUAAUAUUGGGGUGUUGCAGAAGCUCCUCCAGCUGACGGAUUCAGACCCCCAAUCCACCGUCAGAGUUAAGGCUCUUUAUGCCGUCUCAUGCCUGGUUCGAGAGCAGGAGGCGGGACUCCGGGCCUUCCUGUCCUAUGAUGGUUUCUCAGUGCUGAUGAGAGCUAUGCAGUCAGAAAACGAGAAGGUCAGGACCAAGUCUGCGUUCCUUUUGCUGAAUCUGCUGAGCUCACACCCUGAGCAGAAAGAAACGGUUGUUUCCAUGGGGAUGGUGCAGCAACUGGUAUCCGUUCUCCGCACGCCACAUUCUCCUUUCCAUGAACAUGUGCUUGGUGCUCUUUGCUGUUUGGUAGACGACUUUCCCCAGGGUCUAGAAGACUGCAGGAACCCUGCUCUGGGUCUGGAGGAAUUACUCAGACAGCGAGUCAAAGAUCUCCAGGGAAAAGAUGAAAGUCAGGAAGAACUUGACUUCUGCGAGCGUUUGGUACGCAUGUGUUUCCAUGGCCAGCAGUCAGAUGAUGCCGGGAUGGAUCGUUGAAUGCCUUUUCUUCACUCCCAUAUGUUUUGGUAUUUGUAAAUGAUGUAGAAGUUGAAUCAUUUGUCUGUUAAGACGGUCCCUUAUUCAUAUGUAAUCAAGAGGCUGGAUUUUACUGUGUAAAUAACUGCAUCUUAACAUAUUCGGCUUUUUUAAAUAAAGUUACCUCAGUUCAGUGUUUGUUCUUAGUAAAUCUUAAAAGUAAUACCAAACAUCCUCUUAAAAACACGUAUAUGUAAUGUUUUUAUUUAUGUCAAAAGUACACAUCCAUCUGUUUACUCUUUCACUAGGGUAAACACCUCAGCUCCACUGGGGUCAGAGAAAUCUUUAUUUCAAGUUGUUGCCUCAUUUUAAAAGAAGAUUAAUCAUUGAAGUUAUCAGAUUUAUUGACUUUUAGCAAUAAACAGACAUUCAACAGUCAGUUCACAUUAUGCUUUCAUAUGUACAUGGUUGACACUCAAAAUAUUUCACAUUAAAUUACAGAAAAUAAAUAUUCAGAGCUGAUAUUCAGUGAGCAUUUUUCAGUUUUGUUAGAACUCAUAACCAUGAUAUGGGAUCUUUAAGGAUAAAUGUGUAUAAUUGUUGAGUGCUGAUCAUUACAACUGAGUUUCUAAGAAUAUGGUCAACAAAUCAAUAAGGUCAGGGAAGAUGAAAGUGAUACCGAUUAGGGCUUCUUCCAUUUCGAAUUGAAGUCUGUGGUCUCAACUGCCUUUAUGUCACCCAUAGCAAUCAGUAGCUGUGCCAGAUAGUACGUAACCAUAACAACAAUCUGACCAUUCUGCAUUGGCGGCACCGCCUUGAAAACUUGAAGAGCCAGGGUAGCGUCCGAAACCAUGAAAGUCAAACUUCCCAAGAGUGUUGCUGUGUGGCGGGUUCUGAUCGCUAAUCCAGCCAUGGCGACGAUUAGGACGAUGUAGA
This is a messenger RNA of Cololabis saira (Pacific saury), 2097 nucleotides long. RefSeq names its product HSPA (heat shock 70kDa) binding protein, cytoplasmic cochaperone 1 (gene hspbp1). The record is from RefSeq and is a predicted model, not a curated record. NCBI's taxonomy places the organism in Eukaryota, Metazoa, Chordata, Actinopteri, Beloniformes, Belonidae. The transcript is spliced from 8 exons. The coding region runs from base 139 to 1182 and encodes 347 amino acids.